Messenger RNA from Haliotis rufescens (red abalone), 913 nucleotides. RefSeq lists its product as uncharacterized. The transcript is spliced from 3 exons. The coding region runs from base 121 to 825 and encodes 234 amino acids. The record is from RefSeq and is a predicted model, not a curated record. NCBI's taxonomy places the organism in Eukaryota, Metazoa, Mollusca, Gastropoda, Lepetellida, Haliotidae.
GUCAUUGUCACGGCUGUAGCCACAGAGGGAUCACAGAACAGCUCCACGAUUAUCGGAAUUAAUUCAGUUUGUGAACGAUUUCAGUUGUCUGUACACAUUUUAGUUACAACGAACUGUAAUAUGCCGGUGGACAAACUUCUGUCCGUGUCUGAGAGUGAGGGUUACAAUUCCGAGGUGGCGGAAUGUUCUGCCCCCACAGAGUCGACGGUGUCCCUUGAUGCGGUUCCAAACUUUGUCACAAUCAAACCAACCCCCAUCCGUUCUCAACCACCAUUCCAGUCGGACUUCAGUAAAGAGGACACACAACAAGCGAGGAAGCACGAGCUCCGCGUGCAGAUGAUGGCUGCCCUUGCCCAAGUGGAGGCUCUCCGCUCUGACAUCCAAGAGGCUCGAGUCUGUUACAGAUGUCUGGAUCUGAAUAACCUCCAUCUGAAGACACAAGUCGGACAACUGUCGGAUCAGAAAGACUCCCUAAGGGAACAGGUGCAACGCUUGGGGAAGGAGGUGGACAUGCUGAAAGGGAAGGGACAGCGUGUACAUUCAGGGCAGGAUGAACGUGAUCUACUUGCUCAAAGGUCAGGGGUCAUACAGACCACAUGUUUUGACCAGACUGGCCAAGCCCAGAAUAUUAUGAUGUCUCAUGGCCAAGACAAGCUGUUACCAAGGCGUCAACUUGAACUCUCUCAAAGCAAUCUGCCAUCAAGGAAAGACUUGUCAUCAAGCGCAACCCAUUUGAUAGAACAUCGUAACACGGAACAAAAUGUACAGAAAUCGAAAUCUUUCUUUAAUGGUUUAAGCCAAAUGUUCCGAAGACACAGAUACUAAUGUGUGUAAAGUCUUUAACGAUCUAUGUUUGCAUAAACUUGAUAAUAACUAAAAAGAAGGUCUUGGUUAUGUGUCCUCAAUGGGCGUU